Molecule: messenger RNA, 1514 nt
Organism: Oreochromis niloticus (Nile tilapia)
Lineage: Eukaryota; Metazoa; Chordata; Actinopteri; Cichliformes; Cichlidae
Product: beta-crystallin B3
Exons: 6
Coding region: 330-1043 (237 amino acids)
Biological process (GO): visual perception; lens development in camera-type eye
Molecular function (GO): structural constituent of eye lens
Source: RefSeq, a predicted model, not a curated record
GCAUGGCCGUUUGCUGAAUCCUCUUGGCUCUCUCUCUGUGUGCCCACACACAACGCCUGCUGGCAGCCAGGCGGAUAGGCAGGGCAGCGUGUGCCAACACAGCUGCCUAUUGAGAGGCAGCGUUACGGACACAAUGUGAGCGACAGACUUGCUGUAUCAACAGCUCCCCCUUUUCUGCUGUUGUGGCCAGAAAUAAACCAUAAAUACCCCCCCCACCAUCCCUGCGGUCUAAUGGCUCAACCCCACCAAACACCAAGUGGCAGCGAAAAAAGAGGGACACUACCGCUUCCUAGCAGGCAUACUCAGUGGAGGAGCAGUGGAUCAGGAGGAUGUCGGAGCAGCAAAGUGCCCCGGAGCAGCUAGCUGCUGGGAAGAGCCAGGGUGGAGCUGGAGCCACAUACAAGGUGGUGCUGUUUGAGUUUGAAAAUUUCCAGGGCUGCAAGGCAGAGUUUUCUGCAGAGUGUAAAGAUGUGACAGAGAAGGGACUGCAGAAGGUCAGCUCUGUGAUUGUUGAGUCAGGACCCUGGGUGGGUUAUGAUCGGCAUGGGUUCACAGGGGAGCAGUUUAUUCUGGAGAAAGGAGAGUAUCCACGCUGGGACACCUGGACCAACAGUCAGAACAGCUACUCCCUCUUGUCUCUAAGGCCACUCAAAGUGGAUGGUGCUGAACACAAGCUGCACCUGUAUGAAAAUCCUAGUUUUACUGGCAGAAAGAUGGAGAUCGUUGACGAUGAUGUGCCCAGUUUGUGGGGCCAUGGUUUUCAGGACCGUGUAGCAAGCAUCAAAGCUCUCAAUGGAACAUGGGUUGGCUACAUGUACCCAGGCUACAGAGGUCGCCAGUUUGUCUUUGAGCGAGGAGAUUUCAAGCAUUGGAAUGACUGGGAGGCCCCCGCUCCCCAGAUCCAGUCUGUCCGACGUGUGCGAGACAUGCAGUGGCACAAGAGGGGCUGUUUCAUCGUUCCCGACCCAGCUCCGGCUCCCGGCCCCGAUCCCGACCCUGCCCCAGCACCUCCUGCCCCUCCUGCUACAGCUGGAGCCAGCUGAGCAGGACCCUCGCCUGCCUCCCAAACCCCUCCCACAGCCUUCCCCACGCUGCCGACAGUGCCUGCCCUCUGCCUUAACCUAACCACGGCAAACGCUGCUUGUGCCCAGUGAGGAGUGCCAUGUAUGUAUCAGUGGCGAAUAAAAGUUGUUUGACCUGGAGUUUAUUGGUGAUGUUGUACUUCAAGUCAAGGUGGAGAUGGCUUUAACUAAAGGUUUGGAAAAAAAAUAAAAACACUAUCAGAGAUGUCACACUGACAUCUAUGUGGAGAUAAUGUAGCCUACAUCUGGCAGAUAUUUUUCCUCGAGAUAAGCUGCAGAUGUGUGCCGCUCUCAUUGCAUGUGUUUUCCUAUUCUAGUCAGACAGCUGAAAACCUCAUCGAGCAUUAGGAACACAUGACUUAUUCAAUGCAUAUGUGGAUACGCGUUUGCCUAACAGAAAUGGAAAUGAUGUCAUGCUGUAUGUAUGCUUGC